UCCUGCGCAUGAACCAUGCCCCCACCGCCGGCUACGAGCAGGACGUGGGGGCCCGUAGCACCAUCCGGGUGGUCUCACACACCAGCGUCCCCCUGCUGCUGGGCAACCAGCCCUACUUCUUCCAGCAGUCCCAGGAGACCCUUUACUUCAUCUGGGGGCCAGCAAAAAAGAUGAGCAGGGAGAAGAUGGGCUCAACCUACCAGGCUCUGGUCAAGGUGAUGGAGAAGUACCCCCAGCUGCAGAUCUACACCCUGACCGAGGAGAAGAUGACAUACUGUGACGAUGUUUUCCAGAAUGAGACAGGGAAGAACAGGAUGAAAUCCGGCUCCUUCCUGAGCACGGGCUGGUUCACCAUGAUCCUGGCCAUGGAGCUGUGCGAGCAGAUCUGUGUCUUUGGCAUGGUCAGCGACAGCUACUGCAGGGAAAAGAACCACUCCAGCGUGCCGUACCACUACUUUGAGAAGGGCAGGCUGGACGAGUGCAGGAUGUACCUGACGCACGAGCAGGCUCGGCGCGCCGGGCACCGCUUCAUCACCGAGAAAGCCAUCUUCUCCCGCUGGGCCAAGAGGGGGAACAUUGUCUUCAACCACCCAUCCUGGGCAGGCAGGUAGGGCGCUGCCACGGCGUGAGGCGGCAGGAACCUCGGCGCAGGGCAGCUCUCCUCCUGCAGCAACACGUCCCAGCUCUGCCGGUGGCACGGCUGAACACCUCCUGCCAAGCCCUGGAGCAGGGAGUCUCCGUCUCUGCACAGCAGUGCCUGUUUCCCAGCUGGUGGAGGGGCUGGGAACCCCCUGUUGGUACAUGGUGGGCAUGAGCUGGACCCAUGCAGCCCCACCAGCUCCAAAUGUCUGCCUGGAUGGAGCCAGGGAGACCUGGUUUUCUGCUCUCUCUACUAGGAGGAAUAUUUAAUGCAGGAUUAGACGUGCUGCUGGACUCCAGCAGGACAUGGGGCAGAAAUGCUCAGCCCUGCCAGGGCCACAGACCUGUGCCUCUCACAGGGACGAAGUUCUACUGUGUUCCUUGCCCCACCUGUACCCUCUGGACAGUGCUGGGUGUGGGGUGCAGGCACCUGGAUCCAGGCUCUGCCUUCUGCUGCUUGGUGCCUGCAGCCCCUCAGCUGGAAACCCCAGAGCCACCUGUGCCCUAGGGGCUAUGAAUUGCCUUGUCACAAGUGUCCUUGGAUUCAGACCAAAGCAAAUGUGGCCAUUAAAAUUGUUUUUAAUUCA
Zonotrichia albicollis (white-throated sparrow) is the source of this 1226-nucleotide messenger RNA. The record is from RefSeq and is a predicted model, not a curated record. Lineage: Eukaryota; Metazoa; Chordata; Aves; Passeriformes; Passerellidae.